Molecule: messenger RNA, 1152 nt
Organism: Linderina pennispora
Lineage: Eukaryota; Fungi; Kickxellomycota; Kickxellomycetes; Kickxellales; Kickxellaceae
Product: 40S ribosomal protein S5
Exons: 1
Coding region: 430-1035 (201 amino acids)
Biological process (GO): ribosomal small subunit assembly; translation
Cellular component (GO): ribosome; cytosolic small ribosomal subunit
Molecular function (GO): mRNA binding; structural constituent of ribosome; rRNA binding
Source: RefSeq, a predicted model, not a curated record
UCGCAAACCUGAGGUAUGUGAAAUUUUUAUAUCGCGUCAAAGAGUCGGGCGAUGGAUACGGCAGCGGCAGAGAUACUCGCAUCCAUGGUGGAAGAUGGCGCAGCGUGGGCGUGGUGCGGGCCGUGAGGAUGCUCAUUUUUCCGGGCAGCGUGAAUCCCUCUAAUUUUGAAUGCGCGGAAUUUGUCAUUUGCGGCCGGCCCAUGCUGGAGUGCGCACCAUUUCCACCAGCGCUGCUAGUCGACAGAAGCGGCCCCUGCCCUUGGCGCGGAAUGCGGUCAAUAGCAUGGCCCUGCAGCCUGAAGACGGGUCCGCCAUCAGUGAACGUUGUAUUUAGAGCAGAGAACUAACUUUUGUUGUGCACGCGCAUCUGCCAAUUUGCUGCUGGUGGGCAAUUGUCUCCGCUUUUUGUAGUAUACGAGGAUAGUAAAAAUGGCCUCUGUUCUUCCCGCCGAAGCUCGCUCUGAGACCCCUGGCAUCCGCCUGUUCAACAAGUGGACUUUCGAGGAUGUCGAGAUCAAGGAUAUCUCCCUGACCGACUACCUGCAGAUCCGCAACCCUGUGUACCUGCCCCACACCGCCGGCCGUUACGCCGCGCGCAAGUUCCGCAAGGCCCAGUGCCCCAUCGUCGAGCGUCUGACCAACUCGCUCAUGAUGCACGGCCGCAACAACGGUAAGAAGCUGAUGGCCGUCCGCAUCGUCAAGCACGCGUUCGAGAUCAUCAACCUGCUCACCGACCAGAACCCGAUCCAGGUCCUCGUUGAUGCCAUCAUCAACACCGGCCCGCGUGAGGACUCGACCCGCAUUGGCUCCGGCGGUACCGUCCGUCGCCAGGCCGUCGAUGUGUCGCCCCUGCGCCGUGUCAACCAGUCGAUCUCGCUGCUGACCACCGGUACCCGCGAGGCUUCGUUCCGCAACGUCAAGACCAUCGCUGAGUGCCUCGCCGAUGAGCUCAUCAACGCUGCCAAGGGUUCGUCCAACUCGUACGCCAUCAAGAAGAAGGACGAGCUUGAGCGUGUUGCCAAGUCCAACCGUUAAGGUGUGGAGUUUGUGCGCAUUCUAUUUGCAAAUCUUUUGGCAAACCUCAUUCCUACAAUUCUACAUUUUGGACAGGGUUUACAAAAAUUUCGAAAACAAGUCUCUUUGUUCGAGUUU